GUUCUCCUUCUUCUUCUUCUUCUUCGCUUCAUACCUACUGGCCCACUGUAGAGAGAGAAAGAGAGAAAGAGAGAAAGAGAGAGCGUACGACUAUCACAUGUAUUGAAAGAUAGACUUUGAAAAAAGUAUAUUGAAUGAAAACAAACAUAUGAUGGAGGAAGAACGAGACUGGAGAAUAGAGAAAACAAAGAAACGCAGAUGUGGAAACCGCGGAUUCAUUCUUUCGCGGCUCUCAUUAUCUCUUCAUUGAUCAUCUCUUAUCCAAAACUGCAUUUGCUUUUAUUCAUUUCCAUCGUAACAAUAACUGCUAGACUAAUUCAUUGCCGUUGAAAUCUGAGUUCAAAUCUGCUUAUUUGAGAUCUAUUUUUGAGGCAAUAAUAUGACUGCUAACUUAAGGAAAGCUCUUUUGACUCUCGUUAUCGCUACUCUUCUGAUUCACGUAACGCGAGGACUGAAUUCUGAAGGCUUAUACCUAUGGCAAUUUAAAGAAAGCAUCCACGAUCUUUCAGGAAGUUUAAGAAGCUGGAAUUCAACCGAUCAGACUCCAUGCGGAUGGAAGGGGAUAACCUGCCAAUCAAAUUACAUCGACAUGACCGUCGUUUCCAUUGAUUUGAGUUCGAUGAAUCUUACAGGUGAACUGAAUCCUAGUUUCUGCAGUUUAGCUAGCUUGACUUACAUAAAUCUUUCAUACAAUGGAUUUACUGGUAAUAUCCCUAACCUAAUUGGAAACUGCUCGAGUUUGACUACUCUUGCGCUUAACAACAAUCAGUUUGAGGGACAGAUUCCUAUGGAGUUUGGAAAUCUCUUAAGCCUGAAGAUGCUGAAUCUCUGCAAUAACAAGAUUUCCGGUCCUAUUCCGGAGAGCAUCGGUAAUCUUACUUCUCUGGUUCAGUUUGUAGCGUUUACUAAUAACAUUGUUGGUCCAUUGCCUCGUUCCAUUGGGAAACUUCAGAGUCUGAGGAUAUUUAGAGCCGGACAGAACAUGAUUUCCGAUAGCUUGCCGCCGGAAAUAGGUGGAUGCCGGAGAUUGGAAUAUCUCGGUCUUGCUCAAAAUCAGUUGAGUGGAAGCUUGCCCAAAGAGAUGGGUUUGCUAAAGAAUUUAACCGAGCUGAUUCUUUGGGAUAAUCAGUUAUCAGGCUCUAUUCCUAAGGAGCUUGGAAAUUGUACAAAUCUUCAGACACUUGCAUUGAACCAGAACAAUCUCGCCGGUGAAAUCCCUUCUGAGAUUGGAAAUAUAAUGUGUCUGAAGAAUCUGUAUCUUUACAGGAACAUGCUGAACGGAACUAUUCCAAAGCAGAUUGGAAAUCUCUCGAUGGCUAAGGAAAUCGAUUUCUCUGAAAACAACUUGGUCGGAGAAAUCCCGUCGGAGUUUAGUCAGAUUAAGGGUCUUUCCCUUCUCUACCUUUUCCAGAAUCAUCUCACCGGCGUUAUCCCUAACGAGCUCUGCAGCUUGAAGAAUCUGACGAAACUUGAUCUCUCCAUUAAUGAUCUCACUGGCCCUAUUCCUGUUGGAUUCCAGUAUCUAAGUCAAAUGAUUCAGCUUCAACUCUUUGAUAAUUCUCUGACCGGCAGCAUUCCUCAAGGGCUUGGAAUUUAUAGCCGUCUAUGGGCGGUUGAUUUUUCCGACAAUCAAUUGACUGGAAGAAUACCUCCGUAUAUCUGUCACCAUUCCAAUUUGUUCCUACUGAAUCUCGAGGAUAAUAAUCUAUACGGGAUGAUUCCUGAAGGUUUAGUAAGCUGUAAAUCGAUGGUUCAAUUUCGUCUAGCUGGAAACAGACUAACCGGGGAGUUUCCUUCUGAGUUAUGCAGCUUAGCAAACCUCUCCGCCAUUGCUUUGGGCCGUAACAAGUUUAGCGGCCAAAUACCCUUAUCGAUCGGAAAUUGCAGAAAGCUGCAAAGGCUUGAUCUUGCGGCCAACAAUUUUACGUCGGAGUUGCCGUCGACAAUUGGAAAUCUUACCCGACUAGUGACAUUCAAUAUUUCUUUGAAUUCCUUCAAUGGAAAAGUACCCAGAGGAAUUCUAACCUGCACAAUGCUUCAACGGAUCGAUCUUAGCUAUAACAAUUUCAACGGCGUCUUGCCGAAGGAGAUCGGAACGCUUUCCCAGCUCGAGCUUCUAUUUCUGUCUGAAAACAGCUUCUACGGUGCUAUUCCAGCAGAGCUAGGUAACUUGUCUCACUUGACAGAGUUACAGAUGGGUGGUAACAGUUUCACCGGACCAAUCCCGUCGGAGCUGGGAUCACUCUCCAGUCUGCAGAUUGCAAUGAAUCUCAGCCACAACAAUCUAUCUGGAAACAUACCAUCCAAACUCGGGAAUCUCAUGUUGUUGGAAUUUCUCUUCUUGAAUGACAAUCAUUUGAGUGGCGAAAUACCAACAACAUUUGGUAACCUUUCGAGUUUAAUAGGUUGCAAUUUCUCCUUCAACGAACUCUCGGGACCUUUACCCUCAAUUCCAUUGUUUCAUAACAUGCCUGUCAGCAGCUUCAUCGGAAAUAAAGGCCUAUGCGGCGGACCUCUUGGCAAUUGCGCAGUAAAUUCUCCGGUUAAUUGGCCUCCACCCUCCACGAAAGGAAUGACCGCCCCAACAGGUAAAAUCAUCAGCAUUGUGGCCGGGGCAAUAGGUGGAGUUGCGCUUAUUCUAAUCGCAGUCAUUUUGUAUUUCAUGAGGAAUCAAACGAGUCGUCUUGUUACGGUUCCUACCGAGCAAGACAAAGAAACGGUUUCUAUUUCGUCUCUUUCAGAUAUCUAUUUCCCUCUGAAAGAAGGGUUCACCUUCCAUGAUCUGGUUCAGGCGACAAACAAUUUUAACGACAGUUAUGUUAUCGGUAGGGGAGCUGUUGGGACAGUCUACAAAGCGGUUAUGGGAUCCGGGCUGACAAUUGCGGUGAAGAAGCUCGCGUCGAACAGGGAAGGGAGUAAUGCUAAUGGAAUGGAGAACAGUUUUCGCGCAGAGAUAUUGACUUUGGGGAGUAUUAGGCAUCGGAAUAUCGUAAAGCUAUAUGGUUUUUGCUAUAACCACGGAUCGAAUCUAUUACUUUAUGAGUAUAUGGAUAGAGGUAGCUUGGGUGAAUUGCUUCACGGGAAUUCUUAUAAUCUUGAUUGGCCAACACGGUUUAGGAUCGCUCUUGGUGCAGCCGAGGGCCUGGCCUACCUUCAUCACGACUGCAAACCGAAGAUAAUUCAUCGUGACAUAAAGUCCAAUAACAUUCUACUCGACGACAACUUUGAAGCUCAUGUCGGUGAUUUCGGCCUGGCUAAGAUUGUGGAUAUGCCUCACUCAAAGUCAAUGUCUGCUGUUGCCGGUUCUUACGGCUACAUUGCCCCCGAAUAUGCAUACACUAUGAAGGUUACUGAAAAGUGCGAUACUUAUAGCUACGGGGUGGUUCUGUUGGAGUUAUUAACGGGACGAGCUCCUGUACUUUCUGUAGAGGAAGGGGGCGAUUUGGUAUCGUGGGUGAGGAAUUAUAUACGAGAAAAUUCAUUGACAAGAGAAGUUUUAGACAAUCGGAUUGAGGAAAUGGACGAGAGAACGCUGAAACACAUGAUCACGGUCUUGAAAAUAGCUUUGAUGUGCACAAGCAUGUCUCCUUCGGACCGACCAUCGAUGAGGGACGUGGUUUUAAUGCUUUUCGAGUCUAGCGAGACAGACCAAGAUAACAACUCUUGACCCAAAGUGGUGAAAUUCAUUAUUCAUGUAACAUUGAUCUAGAUCUUGUAUAUUAAAAUGUUUAUAAGCAAAUAUAAAAAAAGGUUAUCUUAUUUAAA
This is a messenger RNA of Impatiens glandulifera, 3765 nucleotides long. RefSeq names its product probable leucine-rich repeat receptor-like protein kinase At5g63930. Gene Ontology annotation, molecular function: ATP binding; protein binding; protein kinase activity. The coding region runs from base 380 to 3667 and encodes 1095 amino acids. The record is from RefSeq and is a predicted model, not a curated record. Gene Ontology annotation, cellular component: plasma membrane. Lineage: Eukaryota; Viridiplantae; Streptophyta; Magnoliopsida; Ericales; Balsaminaceae. The transcript has 2 exons. Gene Ontology annotation, biological process: protein phosphorylation.